This is a messenger RNA of Ostreobium quekettii, 1764 nucleotides long. The record is from the annotation of a GenBank genome assembly. Lineage: Eukaryota; Viridiplantae; Chlorophyta; Ulvophyceae; Bryopsidales; Ostreobiaceae.
AUGCUGCAAAACGAGAGGUUGGUGUCAUCGCAGUUGAGAGACACCAUUGGCAGGGGCACGGCAUUGAUGGCAAAGAGAUUUUCUGCCAGUCAAAAGAUCACGAUGGACCAACAGAGGGUUUUGCGCGAUCUGGACAUGCCAAAACUGCAGGCUGUUGUGCUGCGAGAUGCAGGAGUGCCAUGGCUGCCUCCUUCCAUCUUGACUGCCCAUUUGUUGGCAAUUGACCUGACGUCCUCAGGCAUCACUGAGCUGCCACCACAAGUGUCAUGUCUGAAAUCGCUGCAGCUGCUCAGAGUGGAUGAUUGUAGGGGGCUGACAUAUCUUCCAAGUGAAAUGGGUGCAAUGGUGGAGCUCAGGGUGCUGUCCAUGAGGGGUUGCAGGGGCAUCUAUGAACUUCCCGAGUCUAUGGGAAGCCUGACCAAGCUGUCCAAGCUUCUGAUGCCAGAAUGUGGAAUCGCCCAUUUCUACCUACCUGAUAUGAGAAAAUGGCAGAGGUUGACCAUGUUGGACUUGAGAGGUUGUGUGGGUCUGAAGCAGUUGCCCCCAAACUUUGGAGAUUUGACAUGUUUGGCUAACCUGAACUUUGGCGGUUGCUGGCAGCUCACAUGCCUGCCGAGCAGUAUUGGUCAAAUGUUGCACCUACGAGUGCUGAUUCUGCACAACUGCCGCAGUUUGACGGCAUUGCCAGACAGCACAACAAACCUUGCUGAGUUGGAGGAGCUGGAUUUGCAGCAGUGCAAGCAGCUGGCAGACCUUCCCAGUGCCCUUGGGUCCUGUUGCCUGAAGCUGAGGAUAUUGAGACUUCAGGGGAUUGAACCCAUGGCAUUCCCACAGUUUGCAAGCAGCCUGGAGUGCCUUGAGGUUCUGGGUCUUCCAGAAGGAUGUGAAGUGCCCGAGGGCUGCAAAGAGCAUUUUGAUGAGCUCGAAGUAUCACUGGAGCAAGAUGGAGCUGGCGUGUUGUGCGGGGACAAUGUCAUAUUUAGCACUCCUCUCCACUGGGCGGCUGAACAUGGCAUGGACAAGAUGGCUACCUUUCACUUGAGUGAAGUGGAUGUGGAUUUUCGGGACCGGGUGGGCCUUGGGGCCAGCAUGGUACUGCUUCAAGUCUGCAGCCCCACACUGACUGACAUUGAAAGCUUUCCUGCCAAACCCUCUCUGGGUGGUGCGACGCCCCUCUUUGGGGCUGCGCAGAAUGGCCACAAGAGCACCGCAGCAUUGCUUUUGGAGCACGGUGCAGCUGUGGAUGCCACCAGAAAGGUUGGUGCGACGCCCCUCAUUCGGGCUGCACAGAAAGGCCUAACCAGCACCGCAGCACUGCUUUUGGAGCACAGUGCAACACUGGAUGCCACCGACCAGGGUGGUGCGACACCCCUCUUCUGGGCUGCGGUGAUGGGUCACAACAGCACCGCAGCACUGCUUUUGGAGCACGAUGCAGCAGUGGACGCCACCAACCAGGAAGGGAAAACCCCAUUGCUAGCCGCACUCGCAUACAGAGAUUUCUUGAGUGGAAAACCCCAUGAUGAGGGCACUAUUUUGGAGAUUUUGGAGUUGCUGGCAGACAAAGGGGCUCCUUUGGAUGCAGCUGACCAGGGAGGGACGACUCCCCUCAUGGAGGCUGCAGCGCUUGGCUACACAAGAGCUGCUGAACUGCUGCUCAACAAAGGUGCAUCUUCAGAGCUGGCUGACAAGGAGGGACGAACCGCUGCAUCCCUUGCGAGGUCCAAGGGGCAUAACGAAUUGGCCGAGAUGUUGGAAGCUGCAUGA